AUGUCAUGGAUGGGCUCGGAGGGCCCGGCGGGGAGGGGGGCGCCAGUGUUCAGGGUCGUUUUUUGGCGGCUAGGCGGGAUUGGCCGGAGCCGCGGCGAUCGCGCUCGCUUCGCCGACCGCCAUUUCACAUUCUGCAAAGAAGGCGGGGGCAGCCGCGGAAUCGGCCUUUUACAAGGUAAGAAAACCCGCCCGCGGGAGUGGGGCGGGGUGGGGGGGAGGAGGCGAGGCGCAGAUCUCGUGCCGCCGCGGCCUCGCGGGAGGCGGGGGCGGCGGACGCAGCCGGCCCUUCUCAGGGCAGCUGGGGGUUCAGCUCCUUGCACCUUCACUCUGGGACCCAGGCUGCCUGGAGAAGCCCCAUAUGGAGCACAGCCAAUCUCUGUGGGAGAGAGAGGAGACAGAGCAGUGAACGCCUGCACUGGCUUCCUCCUGAAAGCCACACAAGGCCCUUCCCCUCACACGGCACAGGAGAGAGCAGCUUACGUGGAUGCACCCGACUUCAACAGAUUGCAGCAUUUGAUCACCGCCAGCAUGAGAGCCCCACCUCCCCAUCACACCGUUGAACGCGUGAGCAGGCAUAUUUCUGGGCCAGGCAUCACCUGGAAGGUGGCAAAGGCCAGACAGGUACCUGUAGCCCAGCUGCUGCUCAGCGAUGAGGCUGGCGGCCAAGCCGAGUGCCAGCUUUUCAAAAACAGCCCUUUUGAUAACGCUGAUUACAUUUCCCUCACCAGAGCCUUGGGCUGA
Rangifer tarandus platyrhynchus (Svalbard reindeer) is the source of this 741-nucleotide messenger RNA. NCBI's taxonomy places the organism in Eukaryota, Metazoa, Chordata, Mammalia, Artiodactyla, Cervidae. The record is from the annotation of a GenBank genome assembly.